AUGGGCGUCUGGGUGACUCUACUCCGAGUGGCGACCUCUGCGGCUCAGUGCGGCAUGAUCCUGAGUCCGGGGCCCGAUAUUAUCAACGUCUACAAGCAGAAGAGCACGGGUGAGAUGGCGGCGCUUCCCUUGGUUGCAAUGGUCGUCAACAACUACUUGUGGUCCAUCUUCGGGUACCUGACCGAUAGCAUUUUCCCCCUCAUGGUGACCCAACUCUUCGGAGAGCUGGCGUCUGUCGUGUUCACGGUGUUUUACUAUCGAUACGCCGUCGACCGCCGCUCGCUUCACCGACUGCUCACUGGAGGACUGGCGUUCUGCGCCGUCCUCACAUUGUACGUCGUUCUCGGGGUCACAGGCGUCACGAACCAGAGCGACUACCACGUAGGCAAGACGCUGGGCUACGUCGGGCUGGUAGUCAACAUUUGGAUCAAGUCGGCGGCCUCGCUGCCGAUCAACAUCAGCGUCAUGAUGCUCUUCAGCACGGCGCUCUGGGUCUCGACAGCGAUCGUGGACGACGACGUGAUCAUCAUGUCCAUCAACAUCAUCGGCAUCAUGCUCAGCAUCACGCAGAUCGCAGUGUACAUGCACUACCAGCCGAACCGCUCGGUCGUCGCUCAAGAGGACAAGCAGCUGACGAUUGUCGUGUCCCCCAAGGGCGACAGCAUCAAGAGCCCAACGUACCAGCAAUUGGCGACACCGCAGAGAUUGACGACGUACAUGGCUACAUUCAUGAUGGCUACACAGCCGUUUUUGUGA
This is a messenger RNA of Phytophthora sojae, 756 nucleotides long. RefSeq lists its product as hypothetical. The record is from RefSeq and is a predicted model, not a curated record. Gene Ontology annotation, biological process: carbohydrate transport. Gene Ontology annotation, cellular component: membrane. Lineage: Eukaryota; Oomycota; Peronosporomycetes; Peronosporales; Peronosporaceae. Bases 1 to 756 code for a protein of 251 amino acids. Gene Ontology annotation, molecular function: sugar transmembrane transporter activity. The transcript has 3 exons.